Messenger RNA from Dermacentor silvarum, 3250 nucleotides. RefSeq names its product NADPH oxidase 5-like (gene Nox). Bases 381 to 2921 code for a protein of 846 amino acids. NCBI's taxonomy places the organism in Eukaryota, Metazoa, Arthropoda, Arachnida, Ixodida, Ixodidae. Gene Ontology annotation, cellular component: NADPH oxidase complex; plasma membrane. Gene Ontology annotation, biological process: superoxide anion generation; defense response. The transcript is spliced from 3 exons. The record is from RefSeq and is a predicted model, not a curated record. Gene Ontology annotation, molecular function: superoxide-generating NAD(P)H oxidase activity; calcium ion binding.
GUGCGGCAAGUUCAGAGUUUUCCGGAAGGCGUUGAGGCAGCGGUGGCGCAUUGCGACUAGCCGAGACAUCGACCGACUGCUACGCAGGCUGGGACACCAUUUAUAAAUCAGCUUCCAUUCAGCACACUCGGCUGGCCGAUUCUGAUGUGUGAGGUUAGUGGUAUUUAGACCACUGCAGCUACAGGACUGAAGUGCCAUUGGUUUUCACAAUCAUUCACGUGCGGUGUGCUUUGGUCGGCAUUCACGACUUGACAAUGCGGCUGCAUACUUCGAAAAAUGUGUCCUGGAGGUAGCUUGAGCCAUAUUUCAGCCGCGACCGUACAAGGGCGAGUUAUUCAAAUUUUGAUGAGAGGCUAGGUCGACUGGUACCAAGACACGACAUGGAUAUCAUCGCCAGGCUGCCCGAAGCCGAGUCCCCUACUGGCCUAACCUUCGAGAACCUGAGCCACCUGGAACGUGUGUUCCGCGAAGCAGUCGGACCCGGGCAAGAGUUGAACCGAGAACAGUUCCGACAGAUCGUGCAGUCUCGCAACGCCUUCUUCGCCGAGCGCAUGUUCCAACUGUUCGAUACCGACAAAUCUGGCACCAUUUCGCUGGACGAGUUCAUCGCAGCUGUGAAGCGCUUCGCCAAAAAGUCGCAGGACGACAAGCUGACUAUCCUGUUCCAGCUUUAUGACGUCGACGGCGAUGGUCUCAUCCAACCGCAGGAACUUAGAGACGUGAUGCGAGCGUGCAUGGAAGAGAACGGCCUGCAGUUUACCGAGUACGAACUCGACGAAUUGACCAACGUGCUCUUCGAAGACGCCGACCGCGAUGAAACGGGCUCUGUCACCUUAGACGAACUCCGCUGCCAGCUGCAGAGCAGACCGGGUCUUUACGAGAACCUGACGGUCAGCGUCGAACGCUGGCUCCUUCCACCCUCAAGUCGCCGUUCCGGGAAGCCAACGCUUACGUCGCGUUGGCCCAAGAAGCUUACGCGGAUCUACGUGAGGAACAACUCAGUAAGCGUAGCUUUCUGCUUUUUCUUCUUCGCCCUCCAGUUGACGGUGUUCCUGAGUCGCAUGGAAGCCGAAUCGAUGAAGCACCGGGACCUUAGAGAGAGCAUCGACCGCUACUGGUUUCAAGUGCUGACCUGGCAGAUGGCCGCGCUGGCCGGGUUGAAUCAUUCCGGCGACAGUAACUAUUUCAGCACUCAGGACGGCGCCGAAGUCGAGUGGAUGCCUGACCCGCCAACGAUGGGUCUGCACAGCAAGUACGAGCUGGUGGCCCGCGAGUUCGGCCAGCUCCUGAACUUCGUUUGCGCUUUCACGGCGCUUCCAGUACUGAGACACUGUGUCACCUGGCUUCGCAGCCACGGUGCGGGCAGGUUCCUGCCUCUGGACAGUAGCAUAUACUAUCACAAGCUGACAGGCUGGUGCAUAUUUGUGUAUAGCGUUCUUCAUACUCUCGCUCACGUGUUGAACUUCGUUCGCCUGUCUAAGGGUGACUGCCACAUGCUCGCUCUCUACUUGUUUACGACCCAUCACGACAUCGGCUGGGUAGGCGGCACUGCGUCUCUGACCGGGUGGGUUCUUCUAGUAGUCCUCACUGUGAUGGUCGUCUGUUCGCUGCCUUGCCUGCGUCGCAGCGGCCGGUUCGAAGUAUUCUACUUCACCCACCUGCUGUACACCGUCUUCUGGUUCGUCUUGGUACUGCACGCACCCAACUUCUGGAAGUGGUUCCUUGUCCCCGGUCUGCUGCUCGCGAUGGAGAUGUUGGUGCGUGCCUGCCGGUUCUUCAGCUCGUACGGCAUGACGACGGUGCUCAAGGGGGUCAUCCUGCCCUCUAAAGUCAUCCACCUCGUGCUGAAGAAGCCUCCCGACUUCGACUAUCACCCCGGUGACUACAUCUACCUCAACAUCCCGUGUCUGGCGCGAUUCGAGUGGCACCCGUUCACCAUCAGCAGCGCGCCCGAGAAGGACGACGUCAUAUGGCUUCAUAUCCGCUCCUUUGGUGGCUGGACGAACCACCUUUACCAGUACUUCGACAACUUCAGGCGCGAAGCCUCCGAGCUUCCUCCAUCCGGAAGGGUGAGCGCCUCGGAUUUGCGGCUGCGUUCAAUGGACGGAAUCGAGGGUGCCUACCUGGACAAGAACAGGCUCAGGGACUCGGAAAGCGUGGUGCUCAUGCCCCGGGGUACGCAGCCGAGGGACAGCUGCGCCUUUCUGGACACCGGCCACGAACUGGAGGCCAUCGUCGGCAGAGGCCUCGAGACGGGGGCGCGCUACGCCGACUACACGAGCCUGAUCAUCGCCAGGAACCCGUUGACGGUACGCAUCGACGGACCCUACGGGUCGCCUUCGAGCCACAUCUUUCAAGCUCAGCACGCCGUCCUCGUCGCUGCUGGCAUUGGAGUGACACCGUUCGCGAGCAUCCUUCAGAGCAUCAUGUACAGGUAUUACCAGGCACGCUCCACGUGCCCGCAGUGCAGCCACUGCUGGGUCGAGAAGCUCCCGAGCAGCGUCAUGAAGCUUCGCAAGGUGGACUUCAUUUGGAUCAACCGCAGCCAGCAGUCUCUCGAGUGGUUCGUGCGUCUGCUGAGUGACUUGGAGGCCGAGCAGGCGCUCCUGGGCGACGUCCUCGAGCGGUUCCUGGACGUUCACAUCUACAUCACGUCGGCGCUGAGUCGCACGGACAUGAAGGCGGUGGGUCUGCAACUAGCGCUAGACCUGCUCCACGAGAAGGACAAGCGGUGUCUGAUAUCGGGGCUCAAGAGCCGGACCCAGCCCGGCAGGCCCGAUUGGGAGAAAGUUUUCCAAGGGAUCAAGGAACAGAAGAAAGGCAAGGUGACCGUGUUCUACUGCGGACCGCCAGCGUUGAGCCAGAUCCUGCACGAUCACUGCAACCGGCACCAGUUUGCGUUCCGCAAAGAAGUAUUUUAAAGAACCCACAUAGUGUGGUCGUGUAGAUAUUUUCUCGAUUUUAUGGUUUUUGGCUGAUGCCCUUGUAGCAAUAGCUGAGCGAUAGCGACAGCUGGUAAUGUAGACUGUUAUUUUAUGGUUGCGUGUAUUUUAAGGAAUCCCGGAGAUACGUCCGCAUGUUAUUGCCGUUUGGUUACAUUUUAGCAAGCUGGUUGCGUUGAUUGUACUGUUAACUAACACUAAGUGUUCACGGUCAUUCUCUUAUACAAAUGUUCUUAGCGUCACACGAUAAAUUAAAAAAUAGGCUGAAAGUGUGCGGUUUUUAACGAAACCAAUAAAACUGUUAUGGA